Hippocampus zosterae (dwarf seahorse) is the source of this 6627-nucleotide messenger RNA. It is a transcript of the gene sik3, whose product is annotated as SIK family kinase 3. Bases 234 to 4082 code for a protein of 1282 amino acids. Gene Ontology annotation, molecular function: protein serine/threonine kinase activity; ATP binding; tau-protein kinase activity. Lineage: Eukaryota; Metazoa; Chordata; Actinopteri; Syngnathiformes; Syngnathidae. The record is from RefSeq and is a predicted model, not a curated record. The transcript has 26 exons. Gene Ontology annotation, biological process: protein phosphorylation; intracellular signal transduction; microtubule cytoskeleton organization. Gene Ontology annotation, cellular component: cytoplasm.
GCGCUGUGCAAUGGAUGACUGAAUCAUUGGAGCCGGAGCGAUAAUGCGCAGUUCUUUGUUGCCCUGGCGACCACCAUACGUUUUUGUGGAUGAGGUCAUGUGUUACGCUGAUGGUUUCCAUAGUAACAGCUAGAGAGGGCGCUGCGAAGGAGAGCUCCACGUAAAAUGACGCAGGGCGGGGGCGUGCGCGCGCUGCGCAAGGCUGCUUGUUGUUCCCGCAGAGAGGCGAGAAGAUGGCGGCCGUGUCAAGCGGAGGUGCCGCUGGGACUCCCGCGGCCGGUAUAGCGCACUCUGCCCGACCGAACCACACAGCCAUGGGGCCUCAGAACCGAGUCCAGCCAUCCUGCGGGAUUAGCCACCAGGGUCGUCCCGGCGCGACCACCGGGUGCAUUUCCAAUCCUGCCCAGACCUCGACCGUCAGGCCCCCCCCUGCCCGAGUGGGCCAUUACGAGAUCGAGCGGACCAUCGGCAAGGGAAAUUUCGCCGUCGUUAAACUGGCCACCCACAUCAUUACAAAAGCAAAGGUGGCUAUAAAAAUAGUGGACAAGACCCAGCUGGAUGAUGAAAACUUGAAAAAGAUAUUUAGGGAAGUUCAAAUCAUGAAGUUGCUAAAACACCCGCACAUCAUCCGUCUGUACCAGGUGAUGGAGACAGAGAGAAUGAUUUAUUUGGUAACCGAAUAUGCUAGCGGCGGCGAAAUUUUUGACCACCUGGUGGCCCAUGGACGUAUGGCAGAAAAGGAUGCCAGGAAGAAGUUCAAACAGAUUGUUGCAGCAGUUCAUUUCUGUCACUGCCGUAACAUCGUUCACAGAGACCUGAAGGCAGAGAACCUGCUUUUGGACCACAAUCUCAACAUCAAAAUAGCAGAUUUUGGUUUCAGUAACCUGUUUUCCCGAGGACAACUGUUGAAGACCUGGUGUGGCAGCCCACCCUAUGCUGCACCAGAACUAUUUGAAGGCAAAGAAUAUGAUGGGCCGAAAGUAGAUAUAUGGAGCUUAGGUGUGGUCUUAUAUGUCUUGGUGUGUGGUGCCCUACCCUUUGAUGGCAGUACUCUACAGAAUUUGAGAGCACGUGUCCUAAGUGGCAAGUUCCGUAUCCCCUUCUUCAUGUCUACAGACUGCGAGUAUUUGAUCAGACAUAUGUUGGUUCUGGAGCCCAGCAGACGGCUAACAAUGGAACAAAUCUGUAAGAACAAGUGGAUGAGACAAGGGGACCCGGACCCUGACUUUGACAGGUUGAUCGCAGAGUGUGAGCUGGUUAAGACUGAAAGAGAAACGGAGCUUAUCAACGAGCAAGUGCUCAUAGCGAUGUCUGAGAUGGGCCUGGACCGAGAACGUGCAAUUCAGUCCCUGCACACAGAUGCAUAUGAUCACUACAGUGCCAUCUACAGUUUGCUAUCCGAUCGUCUCAAGAAACACAAGACGUUGCGUGUUGCUCCACCCACACCACGCCCCAUUAGCUAUCCCCUUAACGCUGUACAGAUGGAUGCACAGGGUAAUCCAAUCAACAUAACGGUUCCUCAUGUCCAGCUUAUCAACCCAGAGAACCAGAUUGUUGAACCGGAUGGCAAUAUGGCACUCGACAGUGAUGAAGGUGAAGAGCCAUCUCCUGAAGCCAUGGCUAGGUACCUCUCAAUGAGGCGGCACACUGUGGGUGUACCAGACCAAAGGACUGAGAUGCAAGAGGCCCUCCAGAAACUGCCACCAGGUUUCCCGCGGGGAGCAAUGCCCCAACCCCCGUUUCCUCCACUCACGCCGACAUUGGGGCAAAUGCACACUCUCAUGCCAACGCAGAGCCUACAGCCAACGCAGCACCUGGAGUACAAGGAGCAGUCGCUGCUGCAACCACCCACUCUGCAGUUACUCAAUGGCAUGGGGCCCCUGGGUCGAAGAGCUUCCGAUGGUGGUGCCAAUAUCCAACUACAUGCUCAGCUCCUGAAAAGGCCCCGGGGUCCAUCACCUCUUGUUACCAGUCCACACCCUAUUCCUGCUGUUGCUCCGGUGGAUGAAGAGGGAUCAGAUGGAGAGCCAGAUCAAGAAGCCGUACAAAGGUACCUGGCGAACCGCUGCAAGCGGCACACGACGCACGCGCUCAUGAGCACAUCGCAUGGCGAUCCCUCGGCAGAGCCCCAACGGUCACAGGGCCCCCGCCAGAGGGUGGGCUGGGCCCCUGACACACACACCCGAUCAAGCUAUAAAGACUGUAACACACUUCAUCUUCCUAUGGAACGCUUCUCACCUGUCAGAAGGUUCUCUGACGGCGCCGCCACCAUUCAAGCCUUCAAAACACAUCUAGAGAACAGUAGCCUCAUUAAGCAACUCAAGCAGGAGUGCGAACAGCUCCAGAAAAUGUACGCGGCCCAGCAGGAUGAGCGAUUCCUGGAACACACCCAACAACAGCAUAUCCUUUACCAGCAAGAGCAACAAAUCCUCCACCAGCAAAUCCAGGGUCUUUCUUUAGGCCAUGGAGAAAGUCAUCCCAGUCACCUAACUCACCAGCUCCAGAGGUUGCAUAUCCAGCCAUCCAGUCCACCGCCAACACAUCCGAGCAACCACCUCUUCAGACAGCCAAAUCAGAGUUCUCCGCCCGGCUCCGCAGGCAUGAUGCAAGGGCACGGUCCAUCCUCAGUACCGUAUCAGCAUGGUUCUCCUUCACUGUACCAGGGCCAGAGUGGUAGCCCACCUCCCACAGGCCUUCCAAGAGUUGCUAUACCAGCCAGUCAGCAGUCAUCUGUACACCCUUCUGUCCCAUUGGCUCAGGGUGUGCCUCAACAGCAGCAAGUGACUAUUCAGGUACAGGAAGUGGAAUUGGGAGUUGGGCCACAGAGGCAGGGUAGCUUUUUGUCGACACCCUGUGGACACCGAGUUCUCGGGAAGCAGCUGAGUGCAGACAACGCAGAGUCGCACAGUCGUAGCCUUGGCCGUUUCACAUCAGCCUAUGACCAGAGCCAGCUCGCUUCCCACCUUUUUUCUAAUGAAGCGGCCACUCGGGGUGCCCCUGGAGUGUUGGGCUCCUAUGGACCUUACCUGCAGGGGGCCUCUCUCAACGUACCCGGACUGGAGGGUUACCAGAGUGGCGCUUUGGGGACCGGGAGUUAUGGCACCCCAUCAGCACUACAGCAAGCGUUACUCUCUCCAACUCCAGUGGACUACCGCCCCCCACAACAGCACGUUACACCUACUCUGCAGGGUCUCCUGUCCCCCCGCCACUCUUUGACGGGACAUGCCGAUCCUCGGUUACCGCCACAGGACCUGGCAGCACUGCUGAAGAGGCAGAGCCCUCGCUCAUGUCCUGCACCCCCAACACCGCCCAGUAGCACGACACCGGAAUACGGCGAGAUGCUACUUCUCUGCCAGCUGAGCCAGGGUGAGAGUUUGGAACCCCAACCGCCUCAAAGCUCCCCAGCAGGCAAGCACUACCACCACCUUCUCCAGAUCCGACCACCGGAUGUUCAGCCACAACAGCAGCCUGACCAAGCACCUUGUCCGAGCUUACCCCACUCGGAGAGCAUGGAGGAAGAUGAGGUACCAUCUGGCUACCACCACACCCAUGAGGGCCUGCUGGCCAAAGCAGGAGAAGGUCAUGAGCUCCUCCUGCGUCCUCCCAGAGGGAGCACCCCUCCCUACAACUCCCCUACUCACAGACGUGGCUAUAUGAGUCUGAGUCCUCCAACAACUAGAGACUCUGAACAUAUAGAGUGCAGACAGACAGGGCAAGCUAUGGAGGUGCCCGAUCACAACGGCGUGGGUUAUUCUCGAGGUCAGCAGGGAGAAGCUUACAGAUCCAGAGGACAGCUUCAGCGUCACCACACCAUCCAGACCUGCGAUGAUGCAUAUGCUGAGCCCAUGUCUGGGAUGAGCCUUUUGGCUGGGAAGGCGCUAAGUUCUGCUCGCAUGUCAGACAUUCUCAGCCAGACGUCACUCUCAGAAAGCCAGCAGCUGCACCAGCGGGAAGAGUCAGUAUGUGACGUUGAAGGGGAGCUCCACGCGGCGACCUGCUAUCCCUCUUCCUGCACCACAGAUAUGCUUCUCAGCUAUAAGCCCCCUGACCUGCAAUACAGCAUGGAGCAGGCUGGAGUUUAGCAGUGGUUGUGUUGUAUCCCAUGUACAGUGGUCUAUGUCAAGCAUCCUGACUUGUGUUAACUUGAGUUGAGCUGUAUCAUGCCAAACUGCCAUCCUCCGUUUAUCCAUCCCUCACGUCUUGUCUGUGGGGGCGGGGUUGUUGACCUCACAUGACAGUUGGAGCUAUCGGCGUUCAAAAGGUCAAAGUGCCACCAUCUCCUGCACAAAAAUCACUUGUUACCAGUCGAUUCUUCUUGACAACGACCAACUCCACGGCAACCUCCGAGCACCUUUCAUGCACACAGCGUUUUGUGCCUCAGUGGCUGCCGUAGCCGGUUUGACUUCCCAACAACACAAAGAAAUGACACACACUGCUGCAACAGAUCCAAAGUAUUUGCAUUGCGUGCGCGCAUGUGCGUGCGCGUGUCUGAUUAUUCGUGCGCACACUUGUUCAAGGAGAAGCGUGGAGAAGAAAGGACUCUUGAAGCUGCACACCGCUCCUCUCCCUGUACCCCUCGCGCUUGAAAACUGCAGAGCUUGUCAGACGGGACACGGAUGGUGUUUGGAGUCCUCCAAUGCUCCCCCCCAAAGACCGAGCUCAGUGUCAUUUACACAGAGGACAGACCAGCACCUUUUUUUUUUAAUGUUCCUCCCACUGGCAAAUGUCUCUUCUAUCUCCCCGCCCGCCCCCUAUUUUUUUUCUUAAAUAUAGUUUACUGUCAAAUGGUAAUGUCCAUGUUAGACAUAUUGGUCAAUAUAGUUCCUGUUGUUAUCACAGUUUCCAGUAUAAUGUUUAUUAAGAUGACAUUAUUAUAGAAAAAUGGAUUUUUGUGUCAAGGAUGACAACAAUUAAGAGAAAAAAAUGAAUUCUGCACUUUGAGGUCACACAAUGUUUUCCUUCUUCCUCCCUUUCAUGAUCUCAUGUUACUUUUUGGACUCCCCCAUCUCCACCCACCCGUUGUUACCUUUCUCAUGUCUGUGACAGUGUAUUUGCAUUGUGUGUAGUUUUACCAGAUUUUUGCUCCUUUCCUUGUACAGCAAUGCCAUGUAUAGAACACUUUUGCAAUUUCUGCUAUUUGUUUCUCUGUUUUUAGAUGUUGGGGAGGCUUUUAUUUAAUUUUUUUUUAAAUUUCAUUUUUAUUGUUCAAUGUUUUCAAAAUGUUUACGGUUUUGCUUUAUAAAUCUUGACAUUUCCUGCCAAAAGCGGACAGAGAAGAGAGACAGGGCUCUUUCUAUGUCUUAAAAUGAUUGUUCGUAUUUGUGUUAAUAUAUCAAGACACUUGAAUAAGAGGAGAUUAAUAAUUUUUGUUGCUUUUUAAAUAUUUCUUCUGUUGAUGUCAUUCUUAGUGCUGUUGCGUCGGUUUUUCUUUGAGAGAGAUGUGGCAGGUCGCUAGCCAAACAGAAACCUAAAAGGGAGUAAUUUGACAUAUUAUUCAAAACCGAAGUAUCAAAACUGACAACAACCCUGUUUUUUCUUCUCUUUCCACCCUGAAUUGCUGUGGACCCCCAGUCGUCCCUUUAUUCUGUUACACCUUCCGCUUGGACAGAUGACACAGUUUGAAUAUGACUCUCCCUCUGGUUUGGAAUUGUUGAUACACGGGACUGGACGACGGACUCUUCUCCAAACGAUCAAAAGGAAACAUAGGAAGUUGUCUGUAAAAGCGAAUUCUAAAACGGGCGUGUAACAGCACGAUUUUAGGCAUGGUGACAUGAGCCCCCAGCAGUGCUGUUAACUGCUGGCAGGUUUAAAAACCGCCAGAUGGAAAUUAAAUACCGGGGACUACAGCAGAACAUUUUAUUUUUUAAAAAUCUUCUCAACUCACCUAAGUUCCUGUUUGAAUGUCAUAUUUUCCCUUGUGAAAUGCAAACUGAAAAGUGGUGCAGCGAAAAGACCUUCAGAUCUACUUGUAAAUGUUUGUACCGGCCCUGUUGCACUAUACCAGACUGCACGGUUUUCUUUCAAAACCCAGCAGUCGUCGGUUGGUCAAGCUGCGCUCGUGCCAUUUGCACUCUUGAAACUUCCCACAAAGAUCCUUUAUGAACAUUUCCAAAAGUUUCACUUCCCCAACUCGCCUUGAUUCCUCUGCGAGAUCUGUGCUGCUGGCCUUUUGCACCACGCCAACACUUGACCCCAUAGUAAGAGCGCUGAGGAGGUGACGAGUGGGAUAAAAAGACGUGCAAUUCACACGUGAAAUUUGGGCUGGGGACCCACAGGAAGACUCAGUGUGACUGAAUCGGAAGCACUACACAUGACUCAGGCGGAAUGGGGGGGGGGGGGGGGGCUGCUUCACAAAUAUGACUGACUCUCCUCAUGUAUUUGAUUUUUGCCUCCUAGAUGCCGCCCUCUAGUGUAUGUGUACUCAUCUCAGCCUUUUCCUUCUCUGCAAGUUGGCUCGGCUCUUGUUUUUUUUUUUCCUGCAUUUUGUUUGCAUUUUUGCCUUUGUUUAUACAAUUUCAUUUAUGUUGAGUACAAAAAUACUAAAGUGCAACAAUGUUUAAAAAGAGGAUCAACCAAACUAAGAUUUAAAAAUAUAUAUAUAAAUAAAUACUUUAAAAAGGGCACGAA